GCACCUUUGGGGUCCUGCAGUGCCAGAACUUGGGUGCAAAGACAGAGAAAGGGGAAGGUAAAUCAUCCCUGUGGAGAUACUUUGAGGUCUUCUUGUGAGUCCAGAAUCCCUCCUCUACUGAGGUCAGGAGACCUGACUUAAAAUAGGCUUUAUCCUGUUGUACUUGGCUUUUCCCUGGGAAUGCUCUCCAAGUCCUACCAGUGGGAGUUGAAGGGUUGAGUGGAAUCCUGAAUGAGCAGGACAAAAAGAGAUGUGUUGCCUGGUGCUUCCUGGGACUGUCAAUGCAGAUUGUACUAAAGAAACAGUCAAAGAAAUUCUCCCUCUAACUGAUUCAUCCAACUCCAAUACCAUGGAUUGCUGGAUAUGGUCAAACCAGUUUGCCAGCAGAAUUUCUAAGGCAAUGUUUUGGAGCCUCCAGUCACUGUUGGGGAAAGCACAUGCCUUUCUACCCAGAAAAACCUUUUAUUGAUCAAGCAAGAAGAAAAGAAAAGGGAAAUAUGAGGGGAAAGGGAGAAUAAGGAAUAAUUCUCCUGUGGAGAAAUUGAAAGUGCUGAGCCCAGGAGCUCGAGUGAGGCAGGAGCUGUGCCCGUGGUGUGGGAGAUGCCGAUCAAUAGGGUGUGAUUGAGUGCUCCAUUAUAACCUUACACCAAAACCUGGUUCCUGUAACAACUGGUGGAGUUUAAAAGCCAUCUGUAAACUUCAGCAGGAGCUAACCAGUGCCCAGAACAACCCUGGGCUGCAAUUCCAUCAGUGGCACCCUGCCAGCACCUGCACUUUGUCUGGGUGAGCCAAACAAACAUCAUAUCAAACACGUUUUCAAGGGAAUAGCUUCACUGGGCCGGCUCUCAAAACCUACAGCUUUAAUGUGUUAAGAAAAAUAUUACAUAAAAACAGACACAAAACUGACCUGUUGGUUCCCACCAAGAGAAGAGUCUCUUGUUCUCAUUCUCAGCUGCAAACUCGAAGAAAGAAGCCUGGGAGGUUGUUUCUAAAAUGGCUGAGCACGUUCAAACAAGGCAAGAACCCUCAACAGAGUGAAGAGGAGCCCAUGAAGAACUUUCAUGGACGUUACAUAAAACAUGAGGCUCUUUAAGUAGUUUCUUUUCAUCCAAAGUGUCUUUGAUAAAUGAAUAAGGCAUUUAACAAGCCAUUAAUGAAGCAGGAAGUCUUUGAGGCAAAGAAAAUAUUAACUUCAAGUGGGCAAAACUGUGAAAGCGAUUCAGGAAAGUGAAGCCUCCGGAGCGAGCAGAUCAGAGAUUCGUCCGGAUGAUCACGUAUCUUGCUACAGGUAUCACCAACCUAUCUUUAGGCACCUUCUGGAAAGACAGUUCAUUGAUACCAGCUCCACCAGCCCAGGAAUUUGUUUGAUGUACUUAAGAGAUUGGUAACAAUAGCUCCUAACGUGACUGCGUUGCGAGGUGACAGCGUUUCCUUGGAGACAGUGAAUCCACCCAGCCCCAGCCUGGAUCCUUGCAGGUUCCCCCUCUCCAGAGGCUGUGGAACUCCCUCCCCAUGCAGGGGCAGAGAUGGGAAGAUAAGCUUUGACUGUAGACAAAUAGCCCUGUGCGAGAUGUGAGGACUUUGUGCAGCAGCGAGACAUGUCUGAAAGUUCCUCAGGUCUGACCACAAGCAAUCAAAAAUUCUGUGAAUCCUACUUAUCCUGCUGCUCCAUCCUGAGAGACACACCCCCAAUUCCAGCGGGUUUAUCACAAGGCAGAGGAAUCGUCCGGCCGAGCUGUGACUCUGGGCUGCCUCCCCCACUUCCUUCCGACUCCUUCAAGUACCUUGGCUGGUGUGACAUAGAGGAACACGAUGUUCGAGGAAAUCAGCUCCUUUGUCCCCGAGUGAGAGAAGGGCCCUCAGAAGAGGAGCUGUUUUUCAGAAGAGAAGAACACCCUUUGAAAAAAAGAAAACAAGUAACUGACACAGAGAAAUGGGAAAAGAGGCUGCAAGAGAACUGGGAAAACUGUGCUGAGCUGAACCUUUCAUUCCAGGACCUGGGUGAUCUUUACCAGGUGGAAAACUUCAAGAGGAUUCUCCAAAGAUUAAUUCGGGUGGAAAAGCUUUGGUUGGUGGACAAUUCCCUGACAGACCUCAGUGCCAUAAGGUUGCCAAGAUGCAGAGAAUUAAAUGUCAAUAAAAACCACUUUAGAUCCUUCAAACAGCUGCCAAAGAUCCCUCAGAUUCAGCACUUAUCUCUGGCUGAAAAUAACAUUGUGACACUAAGUGGAAUAUCAGAUUUCAGACACACUCCGCUCGAAUCCCUCAUUCUCAAGAGGAAUCCCUGCGAGUUCCAAGAAAGAUACAGACAACUUGUAUUCUCCAGUUUGCCAAAUCUGAAAAUGCUGGAUGGGAUCCCAAAACUGCCAGAGGACUAUUCACCCCCAGAAAUCAGGUUUUUUUACAAAAUGUGUACUAUACUCUAGCACUGUAUUUUUGGGGGAUCACGACUGUGCUCACAACCACCUCGCUGAAAACAGACAAUAAAUCCUACUUAGGGAAGUUUUUUUUUUUUCUUAACUAAAGAGAUAUUGAAGCAGAAAUGUAACAGUUUUGAGUGCAUUUGUGAUACCACAGACUUCGAGUAAGUAUGGAAAUGGAUGUGUAAAUAACACAUAAUGUGUAUACUGAGUGUCAUGAGUUCAAUGUAUUAAAAAUAGUGGGUGACUUUCUUGUCUAGGAGCUCUGUGUAGACAAAAAUCUCACAAUUACUGACUCCCACCUCACUUACUUGAAACUUUCCAAGUUCAGACCCCGAGUUCAUUGUGGGAAAUGGCACAGGGAUGAACACCCAGGCUGCAAAAGAAAGGGAAAAAAUCCCACAAGUCAAUAAAAGAACCCACCGAUAUCCUCGUGCUCUUUAAUGUGCUUUGUAGGUGGGCAAAGCAGAGCCACCCCCACCAU
Molecule: messenger RNA, 2904 nt
Organism: Myiozetetes cayanensis
Lineage: Eukaryota; Metazoa; Chordata; Aves; Passeriformes; Tyrannidae
Product: protein tilB homolog
Exons: 11
Coding region: 1599-2426 (275 amino acids)
Source: RefSeq, a predicted model, not a curated record